CUGGGCACAGCUGGCCGGGCUGUUGCUUUUUGCCACAGCAGUCGGGGAGAAGCCAGUCAGGGCGAUGGUGGAAGGGCCGGGAUGCGUCCUGAAUGCAGAGAAAAUCCGGGCCCGGGUGCGCCCGGGACAGGCGGUGACCAGUGUAAGAGGAAGCGCGAUACAGCCGCCCGGGCCCCCCAGGUCCCCAGCAGCUUUUCCCGGGGCUUCUGCGUCCUCUCCCUGGAUCACUCCAAUGAAUAGUGAGAAAGAUUCCUGUUGGUAUUUCCCAGAACUGCUUAAUGGAUGUGUUUACAAUGGUGUGGAAACUUUGGGGAAGGAGCUUUUUAUGUUCUUUGGGUUAAAAGCUUUAAGAAUUCAUUUUGGAAUGAAUGGCUCUGUCCUGAUUAAUCCUCCCAAGAGUAAAGAUCAAGCUAGAGCACCCCCUGCUUUUGAAGUGCUGCUCACCAAGGAUUUGAUUUGUUUCUAUGACUCAACUGUAGAACUCAGGAAUUCUCUGGAAAGCAAACAGAGAAUAAGAAUGAUGGAAGACUUAGAUGUCUGCUCACCCAAAUUUAACUUCUCAAGGGCAGAAAGUGAAGUGAAAAAACAAAAGGAUCGAAUGUUAUGUGAUGUGUUAUUAGAUCAGAAUGUGUUACCUGGGGUUGGAAACAUCAUCAAAAAUGAAGCCCUCUUUGAUAGUGGACUCCACCCAGCUGUUAAAGUUUCUCAGCUAAAAGACGAACAGACACAUCACCUCGUAAAAAUGAUACGUGACUUCACAAUUCUCUUUUAUAGGUGCCACAAAACAGGUUCAGCUCUUUAUAGACAUUAUAAGGUGUACAAACGUUCUGACUGUGGUCAGUGCUGCAGCAAGAUAACUGUAUGUCGCUUGGGGGAGAAUAAUAGAAUGACAUAUUUCUGUCCUCAAUGUCAAAAGGAAAACCCUCAAUUUCUUAAUAUAAGCAAGCUGUCCACAAGAAACAGUCUAAUUGGCUGGGCAUAUAGCAGGGGGCUGUAUCCUAAUGAACAUGUUGCUCAGAAAACUGAAGAGGAAUGGACAUGUGCUGUCUGCACCCUAAUAAACAAACCUUCUGCUAAGGAAUGUGAUGCUUGCAUGACUUCAAGGCCCAAUGAUGCAAAAGCAGAGGAGGAUGCCAAUAAUUCUGUCACCUAUGACAACAGUUUGAUGAAAUAUCCUUGUAAUAAUUUUGUCAAACAGCGUCCAGAAGUGAAGAUUAACCGGAAAACUACAUUUGGAAUGACAACCUUGGUUUUGACAGACCUAAGCAAUAAAUCCAGUUCUUUAGAAAAUAUCAGAAACCAAAACCUGAAGCCCAGUGGAGAUUUUCAAAACUCAUCUGUUGGUAACAUUUGUUUUAGCAAUGCGCAGCAUACCUCCAAGGAGAAAGACAAAUAUAUGACUCUAACAUCAGACAAAGUCAAUGGAUCACCAGUAUUUGACUCUCAAUCUAGUUUGAGUCCAGCACACAAAAAAUUAAAGACUAACCACUCAUUUCCAGAACCCAAAAGUUGCAGCCCUAACUUCUCAAGCAUGUAUAAUGCUUCCAACAAUGGCCUUACUUCUUUCAGUGAAUUUCAAGUUAAUAUGACAGAUAGUACUUGUACAAAAACCACUGACAGUCCUCGCUGCAAUAUACAUAAGCGCCUCUGCGUUCUCCGAGUUGUGAGAAAGGAUGGAGAAAACAAGGGCAGGCAAUUUUAUGCUUGUCCUUUACCUAGAGGAAGCCAGUGUGGAUUUUUUGAAUGGGCUGAUUUAUCAUUUCCAUUUUGCAACCAUGGAAAACGUUCAAUCAUGAGAACUGUGUUGAAAGUUGGACCUAAUAAUGGAAGAAACUUUUUUGUGUGUCCCCUUGGGAAGGAUAAACAAUGUAAUUUCUUUCAGUGGGCCCAAAAUGGACCAGGAAUAGAGAUUAUCCCAGGAUGCUAAUUGUUGUUUUUUUUUUUUUCAUUUGCAUAGCAUAUCUAGUUGUUAAUCUCUUAAAAUGGUAUAUCUGGUAUUAGUUUCUUUUUAUUUAGUUUUGGGGUUAAAUACUAUGUAGUUCACCAGGAUGCUUGAAAAUUACUGUUGAUAUUGCAGAGCUUUUAAUAGAUUUCUUUUAGCCUCUUCUGUAUAAAUGUAAUCUUCCCUCUCCUCCUGCUCUGUAUUGCUUUUUCCUCCUAAGAACAUUGUAUUUUGUCAGAUAUAUGAAUACCUUCUGUGUAAUGAAUGUAUUUAAUGACACAAAUAAAGCACUUUUAGCAAAAUA
Messenger RNA from Antechinus flavipes (yellow-footed antechinus), 2246 nucleotides. It is a transcript of the gene NEIL3, whose product is annotated as nei like DNA glycosylase 3. The record is from RefSeq and is a predicted model, not a curated record. The coding region runs from base 65 to 1927 and encodes 620 amino acids. Gene Ontology annotation, biological process: base-excision repair. NCBI's taxonomy places the organism in Eukaryota, Metazoa, Chordata, Mammalia, Dasyuromorphia, Dasyuridae. Gene Ontology annotation, molecular function: zinc ion binding; DNA-(apurinic or apyrimidinic site) endonuclease activity; damaged DNA binding. The transcript is spliced from 10 exons. Gene Ontology annotation, cellular component: nucleus.